Messenger RNA from Rhipicephalus sanguineus (brown dog tick), 634 nucleotides. RefSeq names its product dolichyl-diphosphooligosaccharide--protein glycosyltransferase subunit DAD1 (gene Dad1). The coding region runs from base 132 to 476 and encodes 114 amino acids. Gene Ontology annotation, cellular component: membrane; oligosaccharyltransferase complex. The transcript has a single exon. Lineage: Eukaryota; Metazoa; Arthropoda; Arachnida; Ixodida; Ixodidae. The record is from RefSeq and is a predicted model, not a curated record. Gene Ontology annotation, biological process: protein N-linked glycosylation.
CAGCCACGCCGACGUGCAAUUGCUAUCUCCCGGUGUUUGAACACGUCGAAGGAAUAGAAACUGUUUCGUGGCAUCGCAUAGCCGAGCGUUUUGUCCGUUCUUUGCAAAGAAGCACCGGUUUUUGAAAAACCAUGGCCUCCGCGACAAUCUGGGACGUCAUCAAGCGCUUCCUCGACGAGUACUCGGCAACGACGCCCAAGAAGAUGAAGAUCAUCGACUCGUACCUCGUCUACGUCAUGCUCACGGGCAUCGUGCAGUUCGUGUACUGCUGCAUCGUGGGCACGUUCCCGUUCAACUCGUUCCUCUCCGGUUUCAUCACGUGCGUCGCUUCGUUCGUGCUGGGCGUCUGCCUGCGACUCCAGGCCAACCCGCAGAACAAGUCUCAGUUCUUCGGCAUCAGCCCCGAAAGAGCCUACGCGGACUUCGUGUUUGCGCACAUCAUCCUGCACUUGGUCGUCAUCAACUUCAUCGGCUGAUGAACUUUCCUUUGUUCCUGUGUUCCGUUACGAAGAAGAACGGACACUCGCCGAGUGUGAAAGGAUUGUCUCGUUUGCCUGGUUUCGCGGAAUUUUUUUUUUUUUUUUGUCAUUUUCUGCCACCUUCUUUACCGGUCCACUUCAUCUUCCGUUCUUUU